AUGAGUCUAUACAUGAAUAAGAGGCAACACGAGAGAGGACGAGAGUGUCUUUCGGAUGCAAUUUCUGCGUUUGUGUGGAAAAAGCUCAAUCGAUCGGAUAGGUCGACACUCACAAGCCUGGACUCGAACUUUACCGGAUCUAAAAGAAGCUGGGAAAUUCUGAUAGACAUCUGCAGGCAGUCACAGUUGAGAAAGCGAUUUGUGACUACACUCUCUAUGACCCAGGUCAACUCCCUUCGCCUCCUUUUCCUAAGCAAAUCAAAUAUCGUCGGCCGUCCGUGUGUUUCACCAGCCCCUGGGCUAGUACUCGAGCGGCUUUCCCAUAGUGAAAUGGGAUUAAUCGAAGCGGACGCUCACAAACUGCGAUCAGCCCGGCAUUAUUCUGCUGAAGCCGUAGCCUAUAUUCGUCUCCUUGACGAUUGUCUAAAGGCCGCCGGUUUGGAUGCGUUCUGUCACAACGGAGCUGUAUUAAAGGAAUACCUGAACCUUGAGCGAUAUGUACGAUCUGACUCCGAUACAGGCCCUCUAGGCAUCACCCUAGAGCCUGGCGAUUGGCUAAGCGUCGAGGCACGAAGGGGCAUGCCUCUAUACCUCUGGGACGCAGUCGAUGGAAAAACAGUUAAAACGGAGUCUCUUGACAGACCGCGAUAUGUCGUCGUCAGUCACACGUGGGGUAGAUGGAAACUAAAGAGCCGUGAAGCAGAUAUGAGACCUCAAGUACCAUGGCUCGUCCCUGAAAACACCCUCUUUCCGGUGCGCGACCUACCUUCCGGGCUCAAAAAGUUGUCCAGUCGGCUUUUAGUUCGAUACGUUUGGUUGGACCUCCUUUGUAUCCCACAGGAUCGCUCCCCAGAGGCAGAAUCCGAGUUAUCCCGACAGGCAGCAAUAUUUGGUGGUGCCGUUACUGCUGUUGUUUGGCUAAAUACAACUAGUUCAUGGGACCUUCUCCAGGAUACUGUAAUGUGGCUUGCCCUAGACACUAUGCAGGAAAAGCUAAAAUAUAUGCUGGAAGGGCUAAGAUUCCCGCUAUCAGGUAUACAUGAAAGACAACAUCGAAUGAAAUAUCAACUUCCAAAGGCUGCCUUUCAAGAGAAGGUUGAAGGACUAAGGGCCGCGUUGAAAUCGAAAGAGAAUUCUAGGAGAGGUAUCCCGAUUGACGAUCCCGGAUAUGUACCACUAAAUUGGUUCACCUCACUGUGGACAUUACAGGAAGUUUACCUUCGCCCUGAUAUGAUUCUAGCAAACAAGGACUGGGAUAUCUUUACCAUCUAUGGCAAAAAUCCAGUAUCUCUUGAGACCUUACGAUAUAUUAACGUGGAUUCCAAUGCCCGUUAUACCCCUUCCAUGCCGGGUUCGGUGCUUUGGCUCUAUGGGCUCCUUAUAACGGUCCCUAACUUUGAUGUUAAGCGCUGCCCGCUCGGUAUUCUUAAUGAGGGAGGCAUUCGCCAGUGCACAAAAAAUCGGUCCGAGGCUAUUAUGUCUGCGGUCGGGUGUGUCAAGUGGCACCGAAAGGCCGCUAUGUCCGGUCAAUCGCGUAGGAAUGAGGAGGAGACAGAGCCACUCGUCCUUGGGCAAUACGUGUAUGAAUUUCUCGAUGAAGUUCUGGAAAAAUAUGGGUUUAUCUUUUUUGGCUUCCGGUAUACCGCUCAUUGCCAAUUAGUCGGCGUGUUGGAGUCCGGGAAGCCUAUGGGAACAAUUCUCCCAUUCGAGACGGCAGAUCGCUUUGUAUCUACUCCGGGCAAGGAAAUAUGGCAUCCAGACUUAGACUCUAUCCCACACCCAUCAGUCGCCAGCUGGAAACUUCUUCGAGACGGGAGUGUUAAGAUUGAUCAAGUUGGUAUAUGGUGUCAAACCCCACUUGGCGGAGCCUAUACGGGUAUAAAAGAUUCCUACAAUCCUGAUUGUUAUAAGACUGAGAUCGUUGCCGCAGUCCCGGAUUGGCGCACAAGGCCUCCCACGGAGAAGUAUCGGGUAAAAAGAGCCAAAAAGUAUCUUCACGAAUGGAUGAUGGAGACUUGGACUGAUGCCUCUAAAUAUGCUGUUAUAUUAUCAGCUAGCCCUCAACGUGCUCGUGGUUUUAUUUUCCUUGAGGUAGGAGUUGAUACCAAAACAUCAGCGAUAAUUUUAGCGAAAUUAGGGGAUUUUUUUCUUGAUCAUUCGAAAACAGAGAUAAAAACAACUAAAGUGAAUUGGAUAAUUUAUUAA
Messenger RNA from Nannizzia gypsea CBS 118893, 2205 nucleotides. RefSeq lists its product as hypothetical. Lineage: Eukaryota; Fungi; Ascomycota; Eurotiomycetes; Onygenales; Arthrodermataceae. The transcript is spliced from 2 exons. The record is from RefSeq and is a predicted model, not a curated record. Bases 1 to 2205 code for a protein of 734 amino acids.